CUGUAAGAACAAAACAACCAUGUACUUCUACAAAAUCAGUUAAAAAACAUGGUAGAAUUAAGAGUCCUAAAACUGUAGUAACUCCUAUAAAAGCUUCUCCAGGCUCAGUAGUUGAUAUUUUGGUUACAUUUAAUCUUAAAAAAAAUAAAUAUAAACGUAUAUUAAACAAAAAUAGUAAAAUAUGUAAGAGAUAUCCAAAUGGAAUUUUUGUAGAACAUAUUAGUAGAAAUAGUCAAAUUCGAUAUUCACCUGUUCAUAAAUUG
This is a messenger RNA of Scutellospora calospora, 263 nucleotides long. The record is from the annotation of a GenBank genome assembly. Lineage: Eukaryota; Fungi; Glomeromycota; Glomeromycetes; Diversisporales; Gigasporaceae.